Molecule: messenger RNA, 342 nt
Organism: Prunus armeniaca (apricot)
Lineage: Eukaryota; Viridiplantae; Streptophyta; Magnoliopsida; Rosales; Rosaceae
Source: the annotation of a GenBank genome assembly
AUGAAAUCAAUGGCGACGCCACCAAUUGACUUCACUUUCUUUGCUUCCCAACCUUCGGGAAGUGGAGGGUCUUUUGAAACUGCUGGUGCUAAGAGAAGCCGUAUCCUUGAACCUAAUGAUACUGAUGUGGGAGCUAUGGAGGUUGAGCCUUUUCCUACGGUAGCGCCGAAACCUAUAAUGAAUUUUCGUGAAAAGCUCAUGAACCCAGGUGGGAUCGGAGUGCAUAAGGAGGAUCUGGUGGGUAUGGAGGAAGAUAAACUCACAAUAGAGGAUGAUGAUUUUGAGGUCUCAAAGGGUACUCGUGGUCCUUGCAUACGCUUUUGCACCAAGGUGAAGGAAUGA